AUGAUUGCUAGGGGUGUGAUGUUGGGCGUUGACCAAUCCGUCAUCUUCCACAUGCUAGAUAGUCCUCCUGCUACUGAAGCACUUAAUGGAGUGAAGAUGGAAUUGGCUAAUACUGCACUCCCUCUUCUCAAAGGUGUCGUUGCAACAACUUAUGCUGUUGAAGCAAGCUAUGGAGUCAACAUUGCAGUGAUGGUUGGCGAUUUCCCUAGGAAAGAAGGCAUGGAGAGGAAAACUGUGAUGUCAAAGAAUGCUCCAUAUACAAAUCCCAGGCCUCAGUUCUUGAGAAGCAUGUUGCUGCCAACUGCUAGAUGA
Molecule: messenger RNA, 312 nt
Organism: Fraxinus pennsylvanica
Lineage: Eukaryota; Viridiplantae; Streptophyta; Magnoliopsida; Lamiales; Oleaceae
Source: the annotation of a GenBank genome assembly